AGAGAUGAACCAUAAAAUACUACCUAGGCAGGACAACACUAUACAGUCAUUUACUGACUCACCUGUUAACUUGCCUCUUACAGUGCUUCUGAAUUUUACUUUUGUGGAUAUCCAUAGACAUGUGUUGGAAGGAGUAACUUUGUGCUUUGUUAGGAGUUUAUGGCUUCAAAUUUGAAGGUUUUUUGGGAUCCUUGUCAUUGUUCGGAUCGCUUCAGAGGUUCAUCAUUAGUUAUUGCGCAGCAUUUGAGGACACCUGAGGAACAAAUGUUAUCCUUUGCUUUAAAGCGUGCAAAGUAUCUCCAAUGGGUUUCUGUCCCAGUGGUCUGGCUGCACUGUUGCUGACAUUGGCGUAUUCGACUACUGGAAUAAUCAAUUGAAUCUGAUGUGGCUGUUGGACAUCUGCUUGCAUAUUGACUUAUCGGGAACACAGAAAGCCAUCUCAAACCUUUUUUUGUGUGUGUGUGUGUGUGUGUGUCCUGUUUGGAGCAGAGUAUUGCUAUGUUUUUCUCCUGGAUUCUCUAACAGAACUCUAGGGUAGUACAUUAGUAUAUGUGACAUUUUGCAUUCACGUUCACCUCCACCCUAAAGUUUAACCUCACGACACAUAUCCCUUAGGCUAAGGAGGGCCUUUCAGUGCCUUAAGUUGACCUGGUACCCCAUGUCGUCUGACUCUGGCCAUCUCACCGGGGCCCAGAGAGCUGUGUGCAGGCUGGUCCACCGGGGCCCCAGACCGCGGGCCCUGCUGAGGUCCAUAAGGCUGGAGCUGGGGGUGUAUGUGGAGAAGACCUGCACUAAACAGAAACACAGGAUGGAGGCUUCGUGUCUGGAGUUGGCGCUGGAGGGAGAGAGGCUGUGUAAGGCGGGGGACUUUAAAGGCGGGACAGCGUUUUUCGAGGCGUCUGUGCAGGUGGGAACAGAAGACCUGAAGACCCUCAGUGCCAUCUACAGCCAGCUGGGCAAUGCCUACUUCUACCUGAAGGAAUACGGCAAGGCCCUGGAGUACCAUAGACACGACCUCACUCUGGCCAGGACAAUAGGGGACAGGAUAGGGGAAGGGAAAGCCAGCGGUAACCUUGGAAACACGCUGAAGGUUUUGGGCCGCUUCGACGAGGCAGCAGUGUGCUGUCAGAGACACCUGGACAUCUCUCAAGAGCAAGGGGACAAGGUGGGAGAGGCCAGGGCUCUGUAUAAUAUAGGGAACGUGUUUCAUGCCAAGGGAAAGCAGCAGUUAUGGGGCUGUACCCAGGACCCUGGGGACCUCCCACCAGACGUCAGAGAUACACUGCAAAGGGCUACUGGCUUCUACGAGUUGAACCUGUGUCUGGUCAAAGAGCUGGGGGACAGAGCCGCUCAGGGGAGAGCCUUCGGUAACCUAGGCAACACCCACUACUUGUUGGGAAAUUUUGUGGAGGCCAUCAAAUUCCACAGACAGAGACUUUCCAUUGCCAAGGAGUUCGGUGACAAAGCAGCAGAACGUAGAGCCUAUAGUAACCUUGGCAAUGCUCUGAUUUUCCUGGGCCAGUUCAACACUGCCACGGAGUACUACAGGAAAACUCUGCAGUUGUCUCGUCAGUUAAAGGACCAGGUGAUGGAGGCCCAGGCGUGUUACAGCCUGGGGAACACCUACACUUUGCUGCAGCAGUACGAGAGAGCCAUAGACUACCAUCUCAAACACCUCCUCAUAGCCCAGGAGCUCACUGACAGGGUUGGAGAGGGCCGUGCCUGCUGGAGUCUGGGAAAUGCCUAUGUGUCUUUAGGGAAUCAUCGCCAGGCCCUGCACUAUGCCCGCAAACACCUGGAUAUCUCCAGAGAGAUUGGGGACAGGAAUGGCGAGUUGACUGCCAGGAUGAAUGUGGAGCAGCUGAUGGAGGCUCUGGGGGUCAACGAGAGUGACCUUUCACCCUGCGGGUCAGAGUUUGAGGUGCAAGGAGCCAGACCCAAAAUUACCAAGAGAAACAGUAUGGACAGUGUCGAACUGUGGAAGUACUCGUCAGAUAAGAAUGGAGACAGCCAGGAAUUGGACAGUAUAUCUCGGAGAUCCAAGAGUCAGCAGUCUCAGCCAAGUAGAGGGAAGGGCUACCCCGACAGCCAGUCCUCAGAUGAGAGGCAGUGGUUUGACUCCCCUGUGGAUGCCAAUGAAAUCACAGUCCAAGUCCCGCCUCCGAAGCUAAGUCGUGACCCCUCUGAUGAGGACUGCUUCUUCGACCUCCUCAGCAAGUUUCAGAGCAGCCGCAUGGACGACCAGCGCUGCCACCUUGACGACCCGAAUGUAGAGAAUGGAGAAAACGGCGAGAAUGGAGGGGCUGUCUCUCUUAAUGAAAUGCUAGAUCCAGCGCUCAUCACCUCGCCCCAGACAGAGGAGCUGUUUGACCUGAUCGUCAGCUCCCAGAGCCGUCGCCUGGAUGACCAGCGGGUCAGCGUCAGCAACCUGCCCGGCCUCAGGAUCACCAAUAACAACCUGGGCCACCUGUGUGUUGACACAGACCCCCAGGAGCCCAGCGAUGACUUCUUCAACAUGCUUAUCAAGUGCCAAUCCUCCAGGAUUGAUGACCAGCGGUGCUCCCCACCAGAAGGGGGCCCCCGGGCUCCCACGGUGCCUGACGAGGACUUCUUCAGUCUGAUCCAGAGAGCACAGGCCAAGCGCAUGGACGAGCAGCGGGUCCACCUCCCCUCAGAAGAACAGGACGGGCCCGACUCCGACCCAUCCGGGGACUCCAGCUAGGGGCCCAAGCAAUCAGCCCUGGGGGCAGGGUUUGAGACUGCGACCAUUUGACUUGGCAAUGCAAAACCAAUUUUUAAUUGGUCGCUAGAGUGUCAGUGAAAAUGUUUUGCUUGUCAUCUUAGUUUUUGGUUCACAAUUUGUUUUUUUUCUAUUAUCAAGAUUUAUUCUAAUAGCAGUGGGCAGCAACAAUGGGUAUGCAAAUAAUGGGUAUGCGAUGUGCAAUUCGGUCAUCAUCCACUGUUUGAAUGAACGUGUCUAAAGGUUUUCCUAAAACACCUUUCCAAUUAAAUGUUGACUGGAAAGUAGGACUAUCUGACAGAAUGUGGGGCGGCAGGUAGCCUAGUGAUUAGAGCGUUGGACUAGUAACCGAAAGGUUGCAAGAUCAAAUCCCCAAGCUGACAAGGUAAAAAUCUGGUGUUCUGCCCCUGAACAAGGCAGUUAACCCACUGUUCCGAGGCCAUCAUUGAAAAUAAGAAUUUGUUAUUAACUGACUUGCCUAGUAAUUUUUUUUUAAAUGAUAUAAUGAUUUGUAUCAAUCGCAGAGAAUUUUUCUGCUAAAUCUGUCAGUGUAGCCCACACUGCACAUUGCACAGUACAAGAACACUGCUAGGCAAUUGAAUUAAAUGCAACUUAAUUCUCUAAUUAUACUUUUUUUUAUUGUUCCCAGACCUUAAAUGUGGUCUCCUGACGUGGUUUAAGCAUUGUUGUGGACUUAAAACAUCCAAGUUGUUGUAGUUAUCCUAUUAAAAACAGUGUGAUUUUGACAGUGAGAACCUGGAAAAAACAAGGAAAACUAUUAAAUUAAACCGGGAAAAAUGAAUUUACCAAAACUGAUUUUAUAGGGCUCUACACCUGUAGACUGACUGUUCAAAAUCACUAACACUAACCAGGUUUCCUUCCAACCUUUUUAUGUGAGUAAAGUACAUGUCGGAUGAGACAUUUCAUGACAGGCCAGAUGUAAACAGCUAAUAUAUCGGUAGCCUUUCCAAAUAUUGACAAAACACAACAAGGUGUGAUCUUUUUGGGUCUGUAAAAUAAUGUGAGAAAUGGCGAUGGAGACGCCUUUAUGCACAAAUAUUGAUCAUCAUAUCAAAGUAAACUUGGAGUCACGUGGUGAUAUGUUGUGUGUUCCUCCCACUGCGACUUGGGAAACCAUGCAGUUUAUUAGGCUACAGAUGAAAUAGCUUAUAGGCUGGUGAAAAUGCACAGUAAUGAGCUUGAUGCUCCUAUACAAGACAUAUCGAGGGUGUUAUUCUGGUGACAUGAUGCUUGGCUGCCAUUUGACUAAUAAUCUACCAUUUGUCUAUAAUAAUCUCAUCAUGUAGGCUAUACCCGCACUGUUUCUGCAAGCUGUUGGCUAGAGGGCACGAGCCAAGACCAGAGUGGGCACAUUCGCUAUAUAACUCAAAACAAAAUGUCACAGAACCAUCAAUAGACUUGAAGAUGUGAUGGAAACCCAUUUUUUUAAUUUGGUAACCUCAAAAAUAAUGUGUAUGGGCCGCACACAGCCUUUUAUCCACAUCAAGUCAAUUUGAUGGAAACUCAUCUCUGGUGGGAAAAGUUUUGAGUAUUCGCAUGAAAAUCUGUCGCUAAUUGGAUGGAAACCUAGUUAUUAACACAAUGUUUGAGAUGUUGCAAAGGUUUUAUUUUCCCCUCCAAACAAUCAAUGUUAAUAUAAUGUUGUCAAGUUAAAAUUGAAUUAUUUCUGUAUGGAGGGUAGGACAUUAUAAGCUACUUGCUCAGCGUGCAUCAUCCGCUUUACCAGGACAGUAUUCUUUUCAUUGGAGCCAGUAGCUCCCAGUUGGCACUGGCCCGGUGUGUCACUGGCAAAUUUACCUGAAUGUCAAGCCCUGCCUAAGGCAUGCUAAUUUACCAGAUGGCUUUUCAUUACUUGCCUGGUUCUGUAUGGAAUGCAGCUACAUUAUAAGUCACCGGUGAGGUCAUUAUCAUGGGGUGUGACCAAAUCAUGUACUGGUGCCAUCAACUGGUCUGCAACCCUGCCUGGGCCACCACUCGAGGAGAUCCUUGAAGGGAUAGGUGUGCAAUAGGUGGCACCCUUUCAGCUGUUGUGAAUCUGUUUAGAUUUGAAAGGUGUACAAAUCCAAAUUCUAGGAGAAAUCUAUGUGAAUGAAGUGUUUCGCUAGGGUUUGAGACGCCAACAAGAUAUUUACUGUACCCCAUCUACUGCCUUAAAUCCGUUUUUUUUUUUCAAACUCCGAUUGUAUUACUAAGUAUCAGGGGUCUGAUUUCAAAGCGUAUAAUGGAGAAGUGUUUGGUUUGAAGGAUGACGAUGAUUGCUGCUGGUAUUUUUGGUGACAAACAGUAUUAGCUAUAGUUUUCAGUGUCAAAAUUGCAUUCGGUGUUAGACAACAGCUCAAGAGACUACAGGAAUAAUUAUAAAACAGCACGGUUAGUCAAGGUCUAGUCAUUAUAGAGUGCAUGUCUUCUGGAGUACAAACAGGUUUAAAACAAAAAAUUAUACAUUUCUCAAAAUAAAUGUUAUGUUUAAUAGUAUACAAAAUGUCAAGAAUAUAUUGUUUUAGAGAGUUGAAUCAAGCUCAAAUCAAAGUGCAUCUCUUCAGUUAGGCCAUGGAAGUGCCAAUAGUGCAGUAUAUAGGCAGUAUACUGAUUGCAAUCAACAAAUGUCUAAUGGUAACCCCCACAAUGCCAUCAACUUGAUCAACCUAUCUCUGACCAAUGACCUUAGAGCUGACAGUCCAAUGGAUCGGGGACUUUUUUUUAGGACGGCACAGGAGUAGAUGUAUAGCCUAUGCAUACACAAUCCUGUGUUGCAGGGAUCUCCUUCUACAUUGCCACAGCUGUUAGUCUUCAGUUUUCAAUUGUCUAGGAGGGGUUAGUUUUAUAUUCUGCUUGUAUACUGUCCCUUUGUGGUGAAGCAUGUGUACUACAGCUGUCCUGUGUGUCCUAUUGGAAAUGAGACUUUUGUCAUUCCUGAGGUUGAGGAUGUAAUCAUGUGAGCAAGUAUAAUGCUUUUAAGCACUUUUUAUUAUUUCAGUGACAAGCUAUACAUAACUGUACAGUAUAUACUUUGCAUAUUUUUUGCAGAUCAUUUUGUAAAGGAUAGAGUAUAUUUGCAAAAAAUGUUAGUGCCUUUUAUAUUUCUGUUCUCUUGUGGUUAUCAGAAUGAUCCUGUAGAGUUAUCCUGUAGCAGACCCAGUGGACCAGAGACAGGUGUAUACUGAAGAAAUGAAACAAAAACAGCUUGUAGUAAGAUCUAAACAUACAGUAACGUGUUGCCUAACUCAUUUUUGUUGCUCUUCCUCUUUGGGACUCCAUUUGUAAAUGUUAGUUUUACAGUGUAGCUCUACUUUGUACCUCAAGAGUCAUGACCCUAUCCCAGAGUGGGCCAUAAACCUAACUCGGGAUGGGUCGUGAUCUAUAUGAUUCAUCUCGAUCUCUGUAAUAAGAGGCUGACAAGGUCCCCACUGUUUUCCAAACAGAGCUAAUUCCCUCUAUUUUUCCAUAACUUAUAAGGGUAAACUUGGUCCAGAUCUAUCCGGUACGCUUCUAUUUGUCACUACCAUAUGUACAUAUAUUUUUUUGUAUUUAUGUUCCAUUUGAGGACAUAAAGAUGUCCCAUCUGCUUUUAAUAAAAUAUUGAUUCCAAUGUUU
This is a messenger RNA of Oncorhynchus kisutch (coho salmon), 6355 nucleotides long. Its product is annotated as G-protein-signaling modulator 1-like. Gene Ontology annotation, biological process: establishment of mitotic spindle orientation. Bases 659 to 2722 code for a protein of 687 amino acids. The transcript is spliced from 14 exons. Gene Ontology annotation, cellular component: cell cortex. The record is from RefSeq and is a predicted model, not a curated record. NCBI's taxonomy places the organism in Eukaryota, Metazoa, Chordata, Actinopteri, Salmoniformes, Salmonidae. Gene Ontology annotation, molecular function: G-protein alpha-subunit binding; GDP-dissociation inhibitor activity.